AUGGCAGAAACUACAAAUAUCAACCAGGAUAAUACAACAAUGACCCCUUUACUCGAAGAAAUUCUCGUCGAACUCAAAGCCUUACGUCACGGCCGUCUUGGUCUGACAGAAAAACAGACUCUAAGCCUACCUAAGAAGAAAGGUUCCACACGAAACGAUUCCACGCGAGGGUUUCCCCUUCCUAGCGUAAGAAUAUCCGAAAUAUAUGAGAAUGAUCAAGUGAAGCGUAGAAGGAAUGACGGAGUUGUUAAGAGCUUGCCCAGUAGAAUAGGCACUGUCGAGGAACAGGAAAGGUGGUCUCUAUUAGUAGGAAAUGCUUGGGAAGUUCGUGAAGAUGGCCGCCUCAAGUUUACUUUCUCAAAACGCUCACUCCUUUCAUUAAGUUCCGACACGGCCUUGAAAGUGUUAGAGGGAAUCCAUAAAGAAGAUAGAGAUGUUCCGAAAUGGUUCAAUGGAGGGAAAACGAGAAUUAUGGAUAUUUUUGACGAUAAAACUACGAAGUUUUAUACCAUCGACCCUGGUGCUUCAAAUAUAAGUGGAGGCGGUAGUACCGCAAAAUCUCCGAUCGAUUACAACAGUCAAAAUCAAGUGACCAGCUUGUCUGGUAGUAGUACCCCAUCACCUGAGUUACAAGCCACCAGUUUUCUAGCAUGCUCAUCGAUCUCCGACAGCAAAUAUUGGACGCUAUUGGAAACGAAUCCUGCUACAUUUUCUUAUACAAGUCAUAGUAUUCAAGAUCUAAAAACUAGUUCUGGAAAUAUGCUAUUCUGCGUAUUCUCCCAUGCGUAUACCGCCAUAUCCGAGACUGCAAAUCGCUGGAAGCAAAUACUGAAAUAUUUCGACCAAUCUAUUGGUGACAAGCCUGCAUUCUUAGAUCCGGAUUAUCACGCAAAGGUGUUUUCUGACGAAGAAGUUCUUUCGCGAUUCAAAAAUUAUUCUUGGGCCAUCUCCACGCUGAGGGAGUUACAUAAGAGUAUAUCACAGAAUGUCUUGCAAAUCCGAAACCUAUUAGGGCAAGAAACGAGCGAAACUACGACCGAAGAAGAGUUGGAGGGACUUCGACGAGUACGUGCCAUGUUACGUAGCGAGCUUCGAAAUAUAGAAAAUAUAGCAUCGAAACUGGAGACCAAGCAGAAAGAAGCCACAUAUCUCAGAGAUGAAGUAAGUUUCCCACAUGCAAGAAAUGUGUGA
Messenger RNA from Botrytis byssoidea, 1191 nucleotides. RefSeq lists its product as uncharacterized. The record is from RefSeq and is a predicted model, not a curated record. Bases 1 to 1191 code for a protein of 396 amino acids. NCBI's taxonomy places the organism in Eukaryota, Fungi, Ascomycota, Leotiomycetes, Helotiales, Sclerotiniaceae. The transcript has 3 exons.